Messenger RNA from Mangifera indica (mango), 1747 nucleotides. Its product is annotated as plant intracellular Ras-group-related LRR protein 3. NCBI's taxonomy places the organism in Eukaryota, Viridiplantae, Streptophyta, Magnoliopsida, Sapindales, Anacardiaceae. The record is from RefSeq and is a predicted model, not a curated record. The transcript is spliced from 3 exons. Gene Ontology annotation, molecular function: protein binding. The coding region runs from base 145 to 1521 and encodes 458 amino acids.
GCAGCGAUCGGAUCAACGCCAUAAACCAUGCUGGAAACUUUACGCAGUUUUCCCUUCACUUGCCUCCACUUUCUCAUCUAAGCCAUCUUUCUUACCUAUCCAACCCUAUCAUAUCGUAUCAUAUUCAUAUCCUUCACUCGCAAAAUGGAACCCCUUUCAAACCCUCUUCUCAAUUUUACUUUAUCCCAACUCAAUCCUAAUGCUCAUCCACCUCUUCCACCUGAAACUAGCAUUUAUUUGACUACAAAAUAUCCUUAUUUGAACAAUCCUAAAAUUAUCACUGCACUGACGCAAGCCCUUCCCCACCAAAUUGCCCAGACCCACUUUCUCAUAAAUUCCCUGGGACCUCGACCCGACCCAGACGCUGUCUCUGCUGCUCGAUCCAAGAUUGCCCAGAUCCAUGAAACGCCAUCGUCUUUGCCAGACCUUGAGGCUUACAAGGCGGUUGUGAGAUUGGAGAAGAUGCAUCAAGAGUAUCGGAGUAAAUUGAGUGUAGCGGAGGAGAUGCUUCAUCGGGUUUACGAGUCGGUUGCGGUCGGGUUGGAAGAUGUGGAUGAGGAGGUAGUGAAGAUACUGAGAGAAGCGAAGAGUGGUGUGGUUGUGGAGAGAAUUGAGCUUGUUGAACGUCAGUUGAGGUUUUUGCCUGAGGAUUUUGGAAAGCUUCAUGGGUUGCUUGUGCUUAAUCUUUCUCGCAAUGAAUUAGAGGUCAUUCCUGACUCGAUAGCAGGAUUAAAGGAACUUGAAGUGCUUGAUGUUUCUUCCAACCUGCUAGAAUACCUGCCCGACUCUAUUGGAUUGUUGCUUAGUCUGAAGGUCCUUAAUGUGUCAGGAAACAAGCUAAAUACCCUUCCUGAAAGCAUUGCUGGGUGCAGUUCACUGGUGGAGUUAGAUGCAAGCUUUAACAAUUUGACAUCCUUGCCUGCAAAUAUGGGAUAUGGACUACAUCAUCUUGAGAGGUUCUCAAUUCAGCUGAAUAAAAUCCGCGCUCUUCCUCCUUCUAUUUGUGAAAUGAGGUCUCUGAAAUACCUGGAUGUUCAUUUCAAUGAGCUUCAUGGCCUGCCAUAUGCAAUUGGGAGAUUGACAAAUCUUGAAGUUGUGAACCUGAGCAGUAAUUUUAGUGACUUGACUGAGCUUCCUGAAACUCUUGGUGAUCUAAUCAACCUGAGGGAACUUGAUAUUAGCAAUAACCAAAUACGAGCUCUUCCUGACACAUUUUUCAGGCUUGAAAAUCUUACCAAGCUUAACCUGGAACAGAAUCCACUCAUUAUUCCCCCAACAGAGAUUGCGAAUAAAGGGGUUGAAGCUGUCAAGGAUUUUAUGGCAAAGAGGUGGCUUGAUCUUUUAGCCGAGGCACAGCAGACAAGCACGGAAGAAGCAAACAAACAGCAACAAGAUCAGACUGGAUGGCUGUCAUGGGGAACGUCCUUGAUGACCAACUUUGUUUCAGGAAUUUCUAGUAUUGGAGGAUAUCUGGGAGGAGGAAAUGCUUCAAGCGAUCCAUAUUUGGAUCAGCAGUUGUGAUCUUGCAAUACGAAAAUUAUCAUGUACAGUUGAUGAAAUAGCCUAUGGUCCAUAUAUACUGUUUUGAGCGAAUAAAUUCUGUGACUUGUAUAGAAUGGGGGAUUGUAAGAGGCCUUGAACAUGGCUUAUUGCUUCUCUUUAGGCGCAGAAACUGGAGUCUUUUGGCAGUUUAACAAAUUGUAUUGUCUGGAGAAGUUUAUUUAUGGCAUUAUAAUGGUAUUGUCGA